AUGUCCAAUGAGAAAAAAGAAGGAAUUGGUUUGAAGGAGCGGCUGCUGAGUGCCGUUGCAGGCUCAUUACUCACCUCAUUGAUCUUGACUCCGAUGGACGUGGUGAGGAUACGAUUGCAACAGCAGAAAAUGCUGCCAAGUUGCGACUGCGACGCAAACGGCAAGCUCUCUCUCAAGACUACAGCGCCUAAAGGCGUUUUCUGGCAGGACGCAUGUUUCGCCGACGUUCAUUGCCAAACAAGUUCAGUAAACUAUAACAGCACCUGGGAUGCUUUCACAAAAAUUGCAAGGAUUGAAGGGGCAAGAAGUCUUUGGCGAGGUCUUUCCAUCACCCUGGUAAUGGCUGUACCCGCUAACAUGGUUUACUUCAUUGGUUACGAGUCUCUCCGAGACAAUUCUUUCCUGCAAAAUAAAUACUCGAGACUGAACCCUCUACUGUGCGGGGCUAUAGCCCGUGUCCUCGCUGCUACUACAGUUGCACCGCUAGAACUGUUUCGCACAAGGUUGCAAAGCAUUCCCCGUUCUAGCCCCAACAGCACGGCCGCAAUGAUGGUCAAAGACCUGAUUAAAGAGUCACGGUACGAGAUAUCGAGAGUUGGGUACAAAGCCCUAUUCAGAGGCCUCGAGAUAACGCUCUGGCGUGAUGUUCCGUUCAGUUCUAUUUAUUGGGGCUGCUACGAGUUUUACAAAAGCAAUAUUUCUAUCAAGUCGGAAAGGAGCAUUGUCAACAGUUCCAACACUAAUUGGAACCAUUUUGUGAACAGCUUUGUGGGCGGAAGCUUUGGUGGAGCAGUAGCAGCCAUUCUAACACACCCGUUUGACGUCGGGAAGACCAGGAUGCAAAUAUCUUUUCUGAACAACACGCCAGGUAAAAGUCCUUCCAAAAAUAUGUUUAAGUAUCUCAACCAGAUACGCAAAAGCGAGGGCUUGGGGGCGCUUUACACUGGUCUGGUACCGAGGGUCAUCAAAAUUGCGCCAAGCUGCGCCAUCAUGAUAUCAACAUAUGAGGUUUGCAAGCGCCUCUUUAGCACAUAA
This is a messenger RNA of Lachancea thermotolerans CBS 6340, 1035 nucleotides long. RefSeq names its product Mtm1p (gene MTM1). Lineage: Eukaryota; Fungi; Ascomycota; Saccharomycetes; Saccharomycetales; Saccharomycetaceae. The record is from RefSeq and is a predicted model, not a curated record. Bases 1 to 1035 code for a protein of 344 amino acids. Gene Ontology annotation, biological process: mitochondrial transmembrane transport. The transcript has a single exon.